This is a messenger RNA of Cotesia glomerata, 1081 nucleotides long. Its product is annotated as segmentation protein fushi tarazu-like. The coding region runs from base 545 to 1081 and encodes 178 amino acids. The transcript has 2 exons. The record is from RefSeq and is a predicted model, not a curated record. Gene Ontology annotation, biological process: regulation of DNA-templated transcription. Lineage: Eukaryota; Metazoa; Arthropoda; Insecta; Hymenoptera; Braconidae. Gene Ontology annotation, molecular function: DNA binding; DNA-binding transcription factor activity, RNA polymerase II-specific.
CAUAAUUUCUCGCAAAAUAAAAUUUGAAAUUUUGUAAUAGUAUGUCCUCUCUGAUUGGGUCAUUUUUAGGACUAUUUCAGCGCCACUCAUCGGCAGUUUUCAUUUAGUUUUAUCUAGCAAUACUGGAUGUGGUACCUUUAGUUUUUAGGUAUCCUUCGAACUAUUCACCUCGUAGCAAAUAGUGCUAGUGAACUGUUAAGUACACGUAAAUAAAAAUUUCUGUAUUUUACUUUCCGAUUUUAAUUUAUUGAUAAAAAAAACGCAACGCAAAAUGUCUUCUUCAUACGUCAAUUUUGAAAAUGAAGAGCUUUUUUAUCAUAGCUUUGAAUCACUCUUUCCGGAUGUUUUUUCACCGGUAUCAUCCUAAUUACCGCCGACUCCUGAAAGCAUAUCAACAGAAGAAUCAAUCAUCGUGCAGAGUCAUAAUUCCGCAAUUGAUAUAGAUACACACCAGUCUGUUGAGAAGAGUGAGACGUUGAACAAAAAAACACCUAAUUCAAAACGCAGAACAAGAACAGCGUUCACCAACAAUCAACUUCUUCAUAUGGAGCAAAUAUAUGCGCAGAAUAACUACUUGUAUCGUCAAAAACGGAUUAUUGUUGCCGAAUUACUAGGUCUUACUGAAAAACAGAUCAAAGUGUGGUUUCAAAACCGUCGCAUGAAGGAUAAAAAAAUUGGAUCCAAAAAAAGAGUCCAGGACAGCGAUCACGUGUUGGAAAGCUACUUAGGAAUAUGCGGCAAAACAAAUAUGGUGGUCAACCAUGUUCAAGACUCAACGUACCCGACGUAUAAUGUUCAAUACAACUUGGUUCCUGCUCCAAUUGAAUGUCCAGCAGAAAACCACGUGCGUCUCAUGAACUUCAAUAACUGCUCAUCAGAAAGCGCUAACUACCCUCAAUUUCAAAAUUGGAACACCUACAAUCAGUACCAGACUAACGUAAUUCAAUAUCAGAAUUACAAUUUCACCUACGGUAGCAAUAUCAAUGAUAAUAGUGACAAAAAGUCAUCUACUGCGAACAGCAACUUUUACGAUUAUAGCUCGUGUAAUUAUCAACAAUUUUUUUUAUCAACAAUAUUAUAA